Erpetoichthys calabaricus (reedfish) is the source of this 3032-nucleotide messenger RNA. RefSeq names its product DNA ligase 1-like. Bases 608 to 2173 code for a protein of 521 amino acids. The transcript has 10 exons. Lineage: Eukaryota; Metazoa; Chordata; Cladistia; Polypteriformes; Polypteridae. The record is from RefSeq and is a predicted model, not a curated record.
UCAACAUUUCUCUGUCAGUUUAACUCACUUCCUGACGAUGGACGAAAUUACAGUCCCCUUGUCUAAGUUUCAGCUGACCUGCUCCUUAUGUUCCGAGAUCUUUUUAGCACCUGUCUCACUUCACUGUGGACACAACUUCUGCUUUACCUGCAUUGAAAACCACUGGCAUCGUACUGGAGAGUACUACUGCUAUGAAUGCAAGAAGGACUUUGGAACAAGGCCUUCUCUUAGCCCAAAUGGUCUGCUUACUGACAUUGUGGAGAAAUUCCAGAAAAGGGCAUUUGGCUCAAUGUGACCUGAGAGACGAGCUGAACACAGUGAUUUGUCCUGUGACUUACGGAUUGAGAGAAAUCAGAAAGCAGCAACGGUCUUAAACACCUCGGAUUUGAAGAGUCAAGUUCAACAGAUAAAGGAAGACAGACAGGAGAAAUCCACAGGAGAUCGUCGUCACCAUGAAUUCUUUAAGUUCCGGAGAGCUGUGGGCUCCUUUGGCUUCCACUUUGAGCAUACAGAGUUUGAAUAUCAGAGUCAUGAUAAGGUGACCUUGGAAAGAGAAAGCCAUGAACAGCAGGUUCUGGUGGAAAAAGCAUUGAGAGAAAUCAAACAAAUGCUGCAGGAGAAGCUGAAGAUAUUGGCUCAGAUGAAGAAAACAUUAGAACAUCUGAAAAUAUCUGAAAAGACAGACCUAGAAGGCUAUCAAAAGACUUUCACUUCCCUGCUUCAAUCCCUUGAGAGGCUAAGGAACCAAGUGCAAAAACUGAUUAAAAAUCACAAGCAGAAGGAAGUAACAAUAAAGGAAGUGAGCAUAGAGCAACUUGAGGAGGAGAUCAAUGAUCUGAACAAUAGAGAAACUGAGCUGAAUGAGCUUCUAAAGACAGAGGGACACACCUUCUUCCACCAGAAAUUCCCAACUUCCUGCUUUCCUACUGGAGAUGAACAUGCAUCUGACAGUGAAAUGAAAAAAUCAUUCCUUCACCUAAAACAUUAUCAUGAAAGUAUGAGUGGUGAAGUCCUGAAAACAAAACAGAGUGGGAGAGAGUUGGCUACUGCAGAGAGAAAAACAGUUGAAGUUUCUUCAGAAUUUCAUUCUAUGUCUUCCUGCUCUAGUGUUUUAAAACACACAAUAAUCUCACCUUUCGGCAGUGGAAAAAAUGGUCAUGGCAAGAGCACUGGUGAUGUGAGAGAUAAGAUUGAUGAAUGCAGCAAACAUCAGAGUGAACCAACUUUGAGUGGUCGAAACAACAUGAGUGGACCACCUUUGGAGUCGAGUCAUACUUCACAACAUAUAAACGCCCAAGUGCUGACGUCACGCCGAGAUGUUAAAGAGAAAAUACAGAAUAAAAAGAAGACCUUGGUGAAGGUGACAGUGAUGGAGGCGCAAGUAAAGGGCACUGCAGAGAAAGAAGUAAAGGAACAUGAGGAGAUAUUCAAAGUGUUGCUUCAGAUCAUUGACGGCCUGAGAUCAGAAGUGAUUUCCAUGAUUAAAGGAUAUGAGAAAACAGAAGUAAGAAAUUUUGCAGAGGUCAGAAACCAACUGGAGAAGGAGAUCAAGGAGCUGGAUAGGAAAGAUACUGAACUAGAAGUGAUUUCACAGACAGAUGAUGACAUCUCCAUCCUGCAGAAUGUCCAGUCUAUGUGUAAACAUUCUGAAAGUGAAAGCACACCCAUCAUUUCUGAAAAUGAGCAUUUCAUAUCUGAAACUUCAAGGCAGGUGAAUAAAUAUCUGAGUGAGACCAUCUGCUCAGAGUUAGUGAAGACCAGUGAGAUGGUUAUUGAAGUUGUUAGCUCAGACAUAAUCAAUAAUACAGAUGAGAUGUUCUUUGAUGAAAUUUCCAAUAAACUGAAGAAACGUGGUGUUAUAAUUCAAAAGGCCCAGCUUGACAAUGAGUCCGGAAAUCUGGUUCUACUCUUUUGUCGAGUCGGCUCAAGAAUUGGAAAUAACAUUACUAUGGCACUGAAGAAAGUUUCAAAUAACAAGAAGAUCAUUCUGGUUGUUAUGCAUCAAACCACUAACCUGGAUCAUGUAGUAGCCGACAGCGGCCAGUAUGUGGGAAAGAAAAAUGUGGUGUCCACAGUCGAUUAUCUGUUCCAUGAAACUAUUAGCUUACCAAAUUGUCUCUUUAAUAAGGAGACUUUACAAAAAGUUGUCAAUAUUAUAAGUAGGUUUAAGUGAACAAAACAGAAUUAAGUGUUGUUAUCUAGAGAAACACAUUUUCUUGGCAUCAUUUCAUCAUGCAAUAUGUACGGCCACAUUGCCUAUUGACUCUGUGUGACUUGACUUAUCACUGCCUGGGCCCUGAAUGAAGUGCGUCCUUUGUGAAAUGGUGUGAUGGUUUUGUAAAGUGCUUCUUGAGAGGAAAGAAGGAUGGAUAGAGAGAAACGUCUUGUGAAAUGUACUUUGUGUCAUUAAAUACUUAGAUAUGUUCUUCAUUUUAUGUAUUCUCAAAUGAAGAAUGAAUGUAUUCAAUUUGGAGUUGUAUAAAAAUAAACCAAAUAUCAGACUGUAGACUAUGUUCUACAGAUCUUUCUAAACUAAUUAUAAAUAGUGUAGAAUGAGGAUUGUCUGUCAAUGCUGAUUAUGCCAAGUAAUAAACUCCCGUGACAACUGUGACUGUGUAACUGUGACACACCUAAACAGAGCUCAGUGCAGUUGACAUUACAAGUCAGAUCACAGCCUGGGUCCUCAUUGCCUGGAAUGUCCCCUGGAAUGUUCUAAUAGAAGCUCCACCAUGAUCACAAAGAUACUGUUUAAUUAUUAUAUAUACUAUUUAAUUGAUAGUAGGAGGCCAGAGGUUAGAACAGACAAUCUUCUACAGCUUCAGAUUCUUUUCUUUUAGCUUGGUUUUCUAUAUCUUCUCUAUACUGUAUGCACGAUGAAGUAGAGAGCUGUGAGACAAAUCAAACUUGUGUCUACUUUUACUUGGGCCUUUCUGUUGACCAGCUACAAUAAUCACGUUACUGAGUAAGUCCAUGUGUAGCAACAGUAUACACAAUAUUUACAUUUUGUUGCAAUAAAAGGUACCGCUUAAGUA